UAACUUUUGGUUCUUAAUUACGCAAACACCUAAAAAUGGAAUCUACAGAAAAACGUCGAGUAAAUAAAUUGUUAAGAAAGCCUUCCUCUUCGCUAGGUAAAACAUUGGGUUUAAGACAAAAAUUGUCUCGUAAUGCUCAAAAGCAAGUGAAAUUUCAGCCUGUUGUCACGGAAAAAGUAACUAAACAAGAGAUUAGUGUUGAUGUUGCUACUUUAUGCGCUGACAUGUGCGGUGUUUCAGACUUAUCACAGUCUGCAGCAAAUCUUCUUCAAAAGAAUUUGAAUCACAUCGCUAGACUUUUAGUUCAUCAAAUACUUCGUGUGAUGGAACAAAGUCGUCGUGACUCUCCACAGGCAUCAGAUAUCGAUUUAGCCUCUGUUUUAAUUGGACUUGAAAAUCCUUUUGGAACAAGUACAGCCAAUUUUCUUCCAGUGCGUACAGGUGGUCGUACGGCAAGUUCAGGUCCGGGUGGUAAAGUGUUCUUCAUUCGGCCUGAUAAGGAAAUCGAUGUUAAAGCACUCAUAUUACGUGAACCUGCUGGAGUUGUUUAUGAUGUCAGUUUAGUUGCUCACUGGCUAUCUGUAAACGGUAAACAGCCUACAUCACCACAGAAUCCUCCACCAGAUUUUUUAUCAAGAAUGGCUUUACUGAAUAAUUCGUUUGGAAGUAAUAAACAGAAUGAUAAACGAAUGGGCGUAGAUAGUGAUAAUAAUGAUGGUGAUGCACUAAAUGAAAAGCAGUCAAAGACUAGUUCACAGAAUAAUCGAGAAAAAAUCGAUACGGCCUCAACAUCGCCGUCUCAUCCAAGAAAAGUUUUAGCACUGUCUGUUGAGCGUCGUCCUCAUGAGAUCAGUCAAGAAGUGAUGAUCUAUUUUCGUGAAAUAACAGAAGCUUGUGUUGGCGCCAAUGAAACUCGACGACAUGAAGCUUUGGAAAAUGCAACAUUAGAUCCAGGACUUCAGCCAUUACUACCUCAUCUUAUGACAUUUAUCACUGAGGGUGUAAGAAUCAAUGUCACUAAUCACAAUCUUGCUAUAUUAAUUUAUUUAAUGCGACUAGUUAAAGCGCUUAUUGAUAAUCCACACAUCUCACUGGAACCAUAUUUACAUUUGCUUGUGCCUACAGUAAUCACCUGUGUACUGAAUCGUCAGUUAUGCGCUAAACCGCUUACAGAUAAUCAUUGGGCAUUAAGAGAUUUCGCGGCUAAACAGUUGAUAACAUUAUGUAACAGACACAACACAUCUAGCAAUGAAUUACACAGUCGUGUUACUCGUGAACUUUCACGUGCCUUAUGCAGUUGGAUUGACGGAAAUGCGUCAACAAAUUCAACAGCAGACACUUCUUGUAUGAAAUUGUCAAGUGUCAGUGUAUCUAAUGAAAAAAAUGAGACAGUGAAGAAUUCUGAUGAUGGAAAGUUGAGUGGAAUGAAAUUUUGUAAAUAUGAUGCAGGGGAUCGUUCAAUACAACUAGUCAAUAGCACUGGUACAACUGCCAGUAGUAGUAAUAGCACUGGUGGUGGUGGUAUCGUCGGCAGCGGCAGCAGUAGCAACACUAUCAAUGGGCCUAGUUUAGGCGGUGCUGUACACUCAAUGAAUACAUUGUAUGGCAUUUUAGUUGCAUUGGCUGAAUUCGGUCCCCAGUGUCUACAUGUUAUAGUAUUUCCAUAUUUAAGCUCACUUUGUCAUCGUUUAACUAAGCUAACUGAACCAGAACCAUCAGUGAUGAACACUACGAAUGAGUUGAAUAUGCAUGGAAGUGUUGAUAUGAUAAAAUCUAAGCAACAACAACAACAUCCAGUGCUUUCUUUAAAUUUAGGCUGUAAACUUUCACCAGUUGAUCAAAGAUCAUUUGAUUCCUUGAAAACCUUGAUGACGAAUCGUGUUGCAUCAGUACUCAAUGAUUGGCGUUUACGUCAAGGACUGGGUGUUACACUAGAGGAUUAUCGUUCAGCCUAUGCAUGUUUGGCCGACUGUCUUUUUAUAGCGAAUCAAAAUAAUAGCAGUAAUAGUGUUCACACUUAUAGUACUACUUCUGUCGCUGGUGCUAAUACCAAUACUACGAAUAAUAAUGUCACUACUACACCCGGUUCUACCACUUCCAGUAAACCACCUCAACAGUCGCCUGCAAAUAUAAAUAUUGUUAUCAGUAGUACUAAUAAUAGUAGUAAUAAUAGUACACCUGUGACUUUGAAUACUUCUGUUCCAUAA
Molecule: messenger RNA, 2207 nt
Organism: Trichobilharzia szidati
Lineage: Eukaryota; Metazoa; Platyhelminthes; Trematoda; Strigeidida; Schistosomatidae
Source: the annotation of a GenBank genome assembly